Molecule: messenger RNA, 1680 nt
Organism: Schistocerca gregaria
Lineage: Eukaryota; Metazoa; Arthropoda; Insecta; Orthoptera; Acrididae
Product: trypsin-1-like
Exons: 7
Coding region: 47-820 (257 amino acids)
Biological process (GO): proteolysis
Molecular function (GO): serine-type endopeptidase activity
Source: RefSeq, a predicted model, not a curated record
ACACGGGACAUUGUCGCAAAAGAAGGUCCCGUUCCUAGCAUUCACUAUGAUUUUUGUGUUUGGGUUCGUGUUAUUGCUGCUUUCAGCCAAUCUGUGUUACGCUGCACCUCCAGGACAGGGUGACUCAAGGGUUGUGAAUGGCACGGAAGCGGGAGAUAACGAGUUUCCUUUCAUGGCUCAAUAUGUCCGUUACGGUGUACCAGAAUGCAGCGCUACAAUCAUCAACGAGUACUGGGUGAUGACUGCUGGUCACUGUGUGGAUGGAAAGGAGAUCCGCGUGUCCGACGUCCGAGCCGGUACCAACAGUGUGAAAAAUGAUACUGGAGUACUCAUCCAUGUCAGCGAAUUCGUCUUCCACGAAAAUUACCAUUAUGACUACAUAAACGACGUAGCUCUGAUUAAGCUGGUGCAGCCUCUCACCUUAGGACCCACAGUACAGCCCGUCCCUCUACCGGAACAGGGACAGCAGACUCCUAACGGGACCGUAGCCACUGUGGUCGGAUGGGGAGCUACAGAGUCCGAAUCUUCAGCUGAAAAAUUGCGGAAGGCUGACAUCCCGGUGUGGUCUGACGAGGACUGCCAGGAGGCGUAUGCAGGCUACGAGUACCAGGUUCUGGAAGAGGACAUCUGCGCAGCGAUGCCUGAGGGAGGCAGGGGGCAAUGUAGCGGAGACGGAGGAGGACCCUUGUUAGUGAACGGAACUCAGAUCGGUAUAGUCUCGUGGUCCAGGAAACCAUGUGUUACCAAAGGCUCUCCUGGCGUGUACGUUGAAGUUUCGUACUACGUCGACUGGAUCAAAGAGAAGACAGGGAGAGCUUGAAGAAUUUCCACCACUAAAUAAACCAUACAACACCGUGAAUGUGGUUCAAAUUUGAUAUACAUUUUUGUAGUUUCCUAAUGCAGCACAUAUUUUGCAAUCACAUGAUGAAAUCGGAGAGUUGCUCUCUCUCUCUCUCUCUCUCUCUCUCUCUCUCACACACACACACACACACACAUUUCAUUGUGUGAUUAUGAAAUAUGUGCCCAUUACGAAGCUAUGAAAGUAAUUCACUAAAUGACAGUGGAUAGUUCUGUACAUAAUCUGAGACUGCUUAGGGCGUAGCACUUAAAUGGAACGGAAUUUUUUACCUUUUUUAUUCAGCCUUAAGUACAAGCUGUGUAUGAAGUGUGGCGCUAUCUGUGAUGCGUAUUAGUUCAUUUCUCUCAGAUUUCUUAUCACGCUAAUGAACAUUAUCUUCAGUCCGGUAUUGAGUGCUAGCUGGCUGCAGUGCUGUGUACCAUUUAAAUACCAAUGUUUGACGUGUAAAAGCGAUUAAAAUUUCAAAGACUUAAUUCAGGUCAACAAGGAGGUUUUAAAGUUAUUGUAGUUAAUAUUUAGAAGUCACUCUUAUUAUAUUUCACAGCUUGCAUACUUAUGCUUUUAGAAUAGUACUCUGAACUUAGCAAGGCACAUACGUCGAUUGUAGUUAGAGUGAAAGCGUCUUUACAUGAUGUUAGUUUAACAAUAUCGGCAUAUAUGUAACACCAUUGAAAUUUCAGAUAUCUAUAUUGUGAACAUCUUACGCUUUCCGCUUUCAAGAAUAUAAACUCUUAGUUAUGAGAAGAUGUAUUUUGCUUGGAUGUGUGAUACGAAGUAACAUUGUCCAUAGUGUGAAGAACUAAUAAAGUCUGAAAUAUAAA